AUGGAGCAGUCAGUGCUUGUACCACCAGGACCAGACAGCUUCCAAUACUUCACUAGAGAGUCUCUUGCAGCUAUUGAACAACGCAUUGCUGCAGAAAAAGCUAAGAAUCCUAAACAAGAUCGUAAAGACGAUGAUGAAAAUGGGCCAAAACCAAACAGUGAUUUGGAGGCAGGAAAAACGCUCCCCUUUAUUUACGGCGACAUACCUCCAGGAAUGGUGUCUGAGCCCUUGGAAGACAUGGACCCAUAUUACAUCAAUAAAAAAACCUUUAUAGUAUUGAAUAAAGGGAAGGCAAUCUUCCGAUUCAGUGCCACCUCUGCCCUGUACAUUUUAACACCCUUCAACCCUCUUAGAAAAAUAGCUAUUAAAAUUUUGGUACAUUCUGUACCUACAUUAUUCAGCAUGCUUAUCAUGUGCACUAUUUUGACCAACUGCGUAUUUAUGACCAUGAGUAACCCUCCAGACUGGACAAAGAAUGUAGAGUAUACAUUCACUGGCAUUUACACAUUUGAGUCACUAAUAAAAAUCAUUGCAAGGGGCUUUUGCUUAGAAGAUUUUACUUUUCUUCGAGAUCCAUGGAACUGGCUUGAUUUCACUGUCAUUACCUUUGCAUAUGUGACAGAGUUUGUGGACCUGGGCAAUGUCUCAGCGUUGAGAACAUUCAGAGUUCUCCGAGCUUUGAAAACAAUAUCAGUCAUUCCAGGCCUGAAGACUAUAGUGGGAGCCCUGAUUCAGUCUGUGAAGAAGCUCUCGGAUGUGAUGAUCCUGACUGUGUUUUGUCUGAGUGUAUUUGCACUGAUAGGGCUGCAGCUGUUCAUGGGCAACCUGAGGAAUAAAUGCCUGCAGUGGCCUCCAGAAAAUUUUACUUUGGAAACAAAUAUUACUUCCCAGCUAAACAGCACCAUAGGUGAAAAUGGUACAUUGGUUAAUUCAACAGUGACUCCGUUUGACUGGAAGGGGUACAUUGAAGAUGAAAGUCAUUUUUAUUUUCUGGAAGGGCAGAACGAUGCUCUGCUUUGUGGAAAUAGCUCUGAUGCUGGGCAGUGCCCAGAAGGAUAUACUUGUGUGAAAGCUGGCAGAAACCCCAAUUAUGGGUACACAAGUUUUGACACCUUCAGCUGGGCUUUCUUGUCGCUGUUUCGGCUAAUGACUCAGGACUUCUGGGAAAACCUUUAUCAAUUGACUCUUCGUGCUGCUGGGAAGACAUACAUGAUAUUUUUUGUUCUGGUGAUUUUUCUGGGCUCUUUCUAUCUGAUAAACCUGAUCCUGGCUGUGGUUGCCAUGGCCUACGAAGAACAGAAUCAAGCAACCCUGGAAGAGGCAGAGCAGAAAGAGGCAGAAUUUCAACAGAUGCUGGAACAACUGAAGAAGCAACAAGAAGCAGCCCAGGCAGCAGCAGUGGCAGCAUCAGCAGUAACAGCAUCUGCAGAGUCCAGGGAGCCCAGUGCUGCAGGAGAAGCAGGAGGGCUCUCAGAAAGUUCCUCAGAUGCAUCAAAAUUGAGCUCAAAGAGUGCAAAAGAGAGGAGAAAUAGAAGGAAAAAAAGGAAACAGAAAGAACAGUCUGGAGGAGAGGAAAAAGAUGAAGAAGAAUUUCACAAGUCUGAAUCAGAAGACAGCAUCAGAAGGAAAGGUUUCCGAUUGUCUAUUGAAGGCAAUAGACUGACAUAUGAAAAGAAGUAUUCUUCUCCACAUCAGUCUUUGCUGAGCAUUCGUGGCUCCCUGUUUUCCCCAAGGCGCAACAGCAGAACAAGUCUUUUCAGCUUCAGAGGUCGAGCAAAAGAUGUAGGAUCAGAAAAUGACUUUGCUGAUGAUGAGCACAGCACUUUUGAAGACAAUGACAGCAGAAGAGAUUCUCUCUUUGUGCCGCGCAGGCACGGCGAGCGGCGCAACAGUAACAUUAGCCAGGCCAGUAGGUCAUCAAGGAUGCUGGCAGUGUUUCCAGUGAAUGGGAAGAUGCACAGCACCGUGGAUUGCAAUGGGGUGGUUUCCCUGGUUGGUGGACCAUCUGUUCCUACAUCGCCUGUUGGACAGCUUCUGCCAGAGGUGAUAAUAGAUAAACCAGCUACUGAUGACAAUGGCACCACGACAGAACCAGAAAUGAGGAAGAGAAUAUCAGGUUCUUUUCACAUUUCUAUGGACUUCCUGGAAGAUCCCGCUUUAAGGGAAAGAGCCAUGAGUAUUGCUAGCAUCCUCACAAACACUGUGGAAGAACUUGAAGAAUCAAGACAGAAAUGCCCACCAUGUUGGUAUAAAUUUGCAAAUAUUUUCUUGAUCUGGGACUGCAGUCCACAUUGGUUAAAAGUUAAGCAUAUUGUCAACUUAGUGGUAAUGGACCCAUUUGUUGACCUGGCUAUUACAAUUUGCAUUGUUUUAAAUACACUCUUUAUGGCUAUGGAGCAUUAUCCGAUGACGGAUGAAUUCAGUAAUGUACUUUCAGUUGGAAAUCUGGUCUUCACUGGAAUCUUCACAGCAGAAAUGUUUCUCAAGAUAAUUGCAAUGGAUCCUUACUAUUAUUUCCAGGAAGGCUGGAAUAUUUUUGAUGGUUUUAUUGUAACCCUUAGCUUGGUUGAACUUGGUCUUGCAGAUGUGGAAGGACUGUCAGUUCUUCGAUCAUUCAGACUGUUACGAGUUUUCAAACUGGCAAAAUCUUGGCCAACACUAAAUAUGUUGAUAAAAAUCAUUGGUAAUUCUGUGGGAGCUCUGGGGAAUCUGACCCUGGUGCUGGCCAUCAUUGUGUUCAUUUUCGCUGUGGUUGGGAUGCAGCUGUUUGGGAAAAACUACAAGGAAUGCGUCUGCAAAAUUGCAAGCGACUGCGUGCUCCCUCGCUGGCACAUGCAAGAUUUUUUCCACUCUUUCCUGAUUGUAUUCCGAGUGCUGUGUGGAGAAUGGAUAGAAACAAUGUGGGACUGCAUGGAGGUUGCUGGCCAAGCCAUGUGCCUUACAGUCUUCAUGAUGGUCAUGGUGAUUGGAAACCUAGUGGUACUGAAUCUAUUUUUGGCCUUGCUCUUGAGCUCAUUUAGUGCAGACAACCUAGCUGUGACAGAUGAUGAUAAUGAAAUGAACAAUCUCCAAAUUGCUGUGGCAAGGAUUCAGAAAGGCAUAGAUUAUGUGAAGAGAAAAGCACGUGAAUUCAUCCAAAAAGCCUUUGUUAAAAAACAGAAAGCUUUAGAUGAAAUCAAGCCACUUGAAGAUUUAAACAACAAAAAUAGCUGUAUUUCUAACCAUACAACUGUGGAACUAAGCAAGGACCAUGACUAUAUUAAAGAUGCAAAUGGAACCACCAGUGGUAUAGGCACAGGUAGCAGUGUGGAAAAAUACAUAAUUGAUGAGAGUGAUUACAUGUCAUUCAUAAACAACCCAAGCCUUACUGUGACAGUGCCCAUUGCUGUGGGUGAAUCCGACUUUGAAAAUCUAAACACAGAAGAAUUUAGCAGUGAAUCAGACCUGGAAGAAAGCAAAGAGAAGUUAAAUUCAUCUAGUUCUUCUGAAGGCAGCACAGUUGAUAUUGGACUUCCUGCAGAAGAACAACCAGAAGCUGAACCUGAGGAAGCCCAGGAGCCAGAGGCCUGCUUCACAGAAGGCUGUGUAAGAAGGUUCAAGUGCUGUCAAGUAAGCAUAGAAGAAGGGAGAGGAAAGCAGUGGUGGAACCUUAGAAAAACCUGCUUCAGGAUUGUUGAACACAACUGGUUUGAGACUUUCAUUGUCUUUAUGAUUCUCCUCAGUAGUGGAGCUCUGGCUUUUGAAGACAUCUAUAUUGAACAACGUAAAACCAUCAAGACCAUGCUGGAAUAUGCUGACAAGGUCUUCACUUACAUCUUCAUUCUGGAAAUGCUGCUGAAGUGGGUGGCCUAUGGCUACCAAACAUAUUUUACUAAUGCCUGGUGCUGGCUGGACUUCCUGAUUGUAGAUGUCUCUUUGGUUAGCUUAACAGCAAAUGCAUUGGGUUACUCAGAACUUGGUGCCAUUAAGUCCCUUAGGACACUAAGAGCUUUGAGACCUCUAAGAGCUUUGUCACGAUUUGAAGGCAUGAGGGUGGUUGUGAAUGCCCUUUUAGGAGCAAUUCCAUCCAUCAUGAACGUGCUUCUCGUUUGUCUUAUAUUCUGGCUAAUUUUCAGCAUCAUGGGAGUAAAUCUGUUUGCUGGGAAGUUCUACUACUGUGUUAACACCACAACUGAUGAAAGGUUUGAAGUCGACCAAAUCAACAAUUUUAGUCAGUGCGAGGAACUCAUAAAAAACAAUCAAAGUGCCCGAUGGAAAAACGUGAAAGUAAACUUUGAUAAUGUAGGAUUUGGGUAUCUUUCUUUACUUCAAGUAGCUACAUUUAAAGGCUGGAUGGAUAUUAUGUAUGCAGCUAUUGACUCAAGAGAUGUGUUAGAGCAACCGAAGUAUGAAGACAACUUGUACAUGUACCUGUAUUUUGUCAUCUUUAUAAUUUUCGGGUCUUUUUUCACCCUGAAUUUGUUCAUUGGUGUCAUUAUUGACAAUUUCAAUCAGCAAAAAAAGAAGUUUGGAGGUCAAGACAUAUUUAUGACAGAAGAGCAGAAGAAAUACUACAAUGCAAUGAAAAAGCUGGGAUCCAAAAAACCACAAAAACCUAUACCAAGACCAGGGAAUAAAUUCCAAGGCAUGGUCUUUGAUUUUGUGACACAGCAAGUAUUUGACAUCAGCAUCAUGAUUCUUAUUUGUCUUAACAUGGUCACAAUGAUGGUAGAAACUGAUGACCAGAGCAAAGAAAUGGAAAAUAUUUUAUACUGGAUUAAUCUCGUGUUCAUUGUCCUUUUCACUGGAGAAUGUGUCCUGAAAUUAAUUUCACUUCGCCAUUACUACUUCACUAUAGGCUGGAACAUUUUUGAUUUUGUGGUUGUCAUUCUCUCUAUAGUAGGUAUGUUCUUAGCUGAGAUGAUUGAGAAGUACUUUGUGUCACCCACUUUGUUCAGAGUCAUCCGGCUUGCCAGAAUCGGUCGAAUCCUGCGCCUCAUUAAAGGCGCUAAGGGAAUCCGCACUCUGCUUUUUGCUUUGAUGAUGUCUCUUCCUGCUCUGUUCAACAUUGGGCUGCUGCUUUUCCUGGUCAUGUUCAUCUACGCCAUAUUUGGCAUGUCCAACUUUGCCUAUGUCAAGAGGGAAGCUGGGAUUGAUGACAUGUUCAAUUUUGAAACGUUUGGCAACAGCAUGAUCUGCCUGUUUCAGAUCACCACAUCCGCGGGCUGGGAUGGUUUGCUCGCCCCAAUCCUUAACAGUGGGGAGCCAGACUGUGACCCUAACAAGGCUCAUCCAGGGAGCUCUGUGAAAGGUGACUGUGGCAACCCUUCUGUUGGGAUUUUCUUCUUUGUCAGUUACAUUAUCAUCUCCUUCCUGGUAGUGGUGAACAUGUACAUUGCUGUGAUUUUGGAGAACUUCGGUGUUGCUACUGAAGAAAGUGCUGAACCCUUGAGUGAGGAUGACUUUGAGAUGUUUUAUGAAGUCUGGGAGAAGUUUGAUCCCGAUGCCACACAAUUCAUGGAAUUUGAGAAAUUAUCUGAUUUUGCAGCAGCACUUGAGCCUCCUCUUCAUCUACCCAAACCUAACAAAGUCCAGCUUAUUGCAAUGGAUCUGCCCAUGGUGAGCGGUGACCGAAUUCACUGCCUUGACAUCUUGUUUGCUUUCACAAAGCGUGUUUUGGGGGAAAGUGGGGAGAUGGAUGCCCUCAGAAUACAGAUGGAAGAUCGGUUUAUGGCAUCCAAUCCCUCUAAAGCUUCCUAUGAACCAAUUACGACCACACUGAAACGAAAGCAGGAGGAGGUGUCUGCUGUCAUCAUUCAGCGUGCUUACAGACGUCACCUUUUAAAACGAACAGUAAAACAAGCUUCCUUUAUCUAUAACAAAAAUAAAACUGAAGGUGGAGCUGGUCAGGGUCUGAAAGAUGAAAUCCUUAUUGACAAGUUAAAUGAAAACUCAUUUACAGAGAAAACAGAUAUAACCGCAUCAACAGCAGUUUGUCCACCUUCCUAUGAUCGUGUAAUGAGACCAGUCAAAGAGAAGCAUGAAAAGGAAGAUAAAGAUGGUCAGAAAUAAGAGCAAAUAGCAAGCAAAAUCAUAUAUGUGCAAAGUAGUUCAUAGCCUGUAAGGAUCAUGUGUUUGUGUCAACAGGACUCCUGACGGAGGUCUAUGCCAAACUGACAAUUUUUACAAAUAUACUGUACAUUAAAGGUCAGUGCCUAUUAAAAGACAGUGACCCCUUGUCAGUGACUGUGAUAAGAAGAAACAACCUUGACAGGAGGUUACUGUUCUCACUACCAGCUGACACUGCUGAAGAGGAGAGGAAAAAUGGCUACACAGACUGUAGGGACCAGUUAAAGGGGUGUGAAAGCAAGUAUUUGUGUGUUAACAUAAAACAAUAUGGUAACUGUAUCCACUGUUUGCAUUUCAACUGCCACAUACUUCAUAUUUUUACAAUAUCUGUGUUGGUGGAUUCAUCUUGUUUUUAUUCAUAUGUUGUUUAUUAUAUGUGACUAUUUUUGUAAAUGGGGCUUCUGUUGGGGAAGGGAAUUAAGUACACCUUUACAGGUAC
Molecule: messenger RNA, 6547 nt
Organism: Poecile atricapillus (Black-capped chickadee)
Lineage: Eukaryota; Metazoa; Chordata; Aves; Passeriformes; Paridae
Product: sodium channel protein type 1 subunit alpha
Exons: 26
Coding region: 1-6051 (2016 amino acids)
Biological process (GO): sodium ion transmembrane transport; membrane depolarization during action potential; neuronal action potential
Cellular component (GO): plasma membrane; axon; voltage-gated sodium channel complex
Molecular function (GO): voltage-gated sodium channel activity
Source: RefSeq, a predicted model, not a curated record